Epinephelus fuscoguttatus (brown-marbled grouper) is the source of this 705-nucleotide messenger RNA. RefSeq names its product odorant receptor 131-2-like. Gene Ontology annotation, molecular function: G protein-coupled receptor activity. Lineage: Eukaryota; Metazoa; Chordata; Actinopteri; Perciformes; Serranidae. Gene Ontology annotation, biological process: G protein-coupled receptor signaling pathway. The transcript has a single exon. The annotation marks the transcript as partial. The record is from RefSeq and is a predicted model, not a curated record. Gene Ontology annotation, cellular component: membrane.
AUAAGGCUGACAUAUCCUGUGUGUGGUGUUCUCAUCAUGCUUGCUAAAUUUGCAGAUCAAGUCUCUCCUGUCACACUGGUGGUGAUGUCUCUGGAGAGAUAUGUAGCUGUGUGCUACCCACUGAGGCACUCUGCCAUCAUCACCAUCAGAAACACAGCAGUGGCUAUUAUUGUGGUUUGGACCUUCAGUUCACUAAAUAUCCUCACUCGAGUUCUGUUACUGUUAGAAUUUCCUUUUGAAGAUCUGGAGAGUCUGCAGAUGAAAGAUUUUUGUGCCAUGAACAAUAUGAUUCUUGACCCAAUGUCUGAGCAUUAUGACCAAGCCUACACUUGUUUUCUGUUUGUAUCAGCUGGUACGGUGGUCACUUCUUCUUAUAUCGGUGUGAUGAUAGCAGCCAGGUCAGCCUCCACAGACAAAGCUUCAGCCCAAAAGGCUCGUAACACACUGCUGCUUCAUCUGGUGCAGCUGGGCCUCAGUCUCGUGUCAACUAUGCACAACUCAAUGCUCAUAGCUUUUUCGAGAAUUGCAAAAAGGAUAAUAUUUGUGCGCUCCCAGACUGUUUUAUAUGUGUAUAUUUUCAUCUUCCCCAGAUGUCUGAGUUCUCUCAUUUAUGGCAUAAAAGAUCAUACCAUCAGACCUGUCCUCAUGUACCAUCUAUGUUGUCGACUGAAACUCUCAGUUGUCUCAGCCAAGGUCUCAUGUUAG